CCCUGAUGGCCAGCCUGCCCUGACAGGGGAGUUAACCCGGAUUCUCAGCAGCAGGCUAGCGAGAGCGCUGGGGGGUGGACCCCCAGCUGCGGCUCAGAGCCGCAGGGGAGGUGCUGCAGCUCCCGGGCUUUCAGCGCUCGUGGCCCCUCCCGGUUGCACUUCCUCUCGCAGCCCGGCCGCAGCCCCGGCUCCACAAUCCCGGAGCACGCAGCCCGCGGCCUGGGCACGCCCUAGCUCACAGGGGCAACCUCUCUUUCUUCAGCCCCGGCCAGACCUGCUAUCCCUACCUGGGUCUGGGAGGAAGGAGUGGUCUCUGGUGUCUCUGUCCUUGGAGGUUCCAGCUGGUCAGAGAAGCCUCUACACGUCAGGAUGACCACGCCCUCCAGCCCUCCUGCCUUCAGGCUGGAGACAUCCGAUGUAGAUGAAGAAGAUGGUGCUGAUGUGGACAAGAGAAAGCCAGGCAGUGGACGUGUCCGACCCCCCAUGGAGUCACCAUUCCAGGGCGAGGACCGGAACUUCGCCCCUCAGAUCAGAGUGAACCUCAACUACCAAAGUCAGGGGAACCCAAACCGCUUUGACCGUGACCGGCUCUUCAGUGUGGUUGCCCGGGGUGUCCCUGAAGAGCUGGUUGGGCUACGAGAGUACCUGCGCCGUACCUCCAAGUUCCUGACCGACACAAACUACACAGAGGGCUCCACGGGGAAGACAUGCCUGAUGAAGGCUGUGCUGAACCUUCGGGAUGGGACCAACGCCUGUAUCCUGCCGCUGCUGCAGAUCGAUCGGGAUUCUGGCAAUCCCACGCCCCUGGUUAAUGCCCAGUGCACAGAUGAGUACUACCAAGGCCACAGUGCCCUGCACAUUGCCAUUGAGAAGAGGAGCCUGCAGUGUGUGAAGCUGCUGGUGGAGAAUGGUGCCGACGUGCAUGCCCGGGCCUGUGGCCAGUUCUUCCAGAAGAAAAGCCAAGGGGCUUAUUUCUAUUUUGGUGAGCUGCCCCUCUCUCUGGCGGCAUGCACCAAGCAAUGGGAUGUGGUCACCUACCUGCUGGAGAACCAGCACCGGCCUGCCAGCCUGGAGGCUGCCGACUCACUGGGCAACACGGUCCUGCACGCACUGGUGAUGAUUGCAGACAACUCGGCCGAGAAUAGCCAAUUGGUGAUCCACAUGUACGACAGGCUCCUCCAAGCUGGAGUCCACCUCUGCCCCACUGUGCAGCUGGAGGACAUCCCCAACCUGCAGGGCCUCACGCCUCUGAAGCUGGCUGCCAAGGAAGGCAAGAUGGAGAUUUUCAGACACAUCCUGCAGCGGGAGUUCUCGGGGCCAUGCCAGUCCCUUUCCCGAAAGUUCACUGAGUGGUGCUAUGGGCCUGUCCGGGUGUCGCUGUAUGACCUGGCCUUUGUGGACAGCUGGGAGGAGAACUCAGUGCUGGAGAUCAUCGCCUUUCAUUGCAGGAGCCCGCACCGACACCGAAUGGUGGUUUUGGAGCCGCUGAACAAGCUGCUGCAGGAGAAAUGGGACCAGCUUCUCCCCAGGUUCUUCUUAAACUUCCUGUGUUACCUGACCUACAUGCUCAUCUUCACUGCUGUUGUCUACCACCAGCCUGCCCUGGAAAAGGCCAUCCUCCCCAUGAAGGUGACGGCUGGAAACUCCAUGCUGCUGCUGGGCCACAUCCUGAUCCUGCUUGGAGGGGUCUACCUCCUCGUGAGCCAGCUGUGGUACUUCUGGAGGCGCCGGCUAUUCAUCUGGAUCUCCUUCGUGGACAGCUACUUUGAAAUCCUCUUCCUGGUCCAGGCCCUGCUCACAGUGCUGUCUCAGGUACUAUGUUUCCUGGCCAUUGAGUGGUACCUGCCUCUGCUUGUGUCCUCACUGGUACUGGGCUGGCUGAACCUGCUUUACUAUACACGUGGCUUCCAGCACACAGGCAUCUACAGCGUCAUGAUCCAGAAGGUUAUUCUGCGGGACCUGCUCCGGUUUCUUCUGGUCUACUUAGUCUUCCUCUUUGGCUUCGCUGUAGCCCUGGUGAGCUUGAGCCGGGAGGCUCAGGGCCCAGGGGUCCCCACGAGAUCAAAUGCCACAGAGGCAGUGAGGCCGGGGACAGGACAGGAGGAUGAGGAGAGCGGCUCAGCCCCAUACAGUGGCAUCCUGGACGCCUCCCUGGAGCUCUUCAAGUUCACCAUCGGCAUGGGCGAGCUGGCCUUCCAGGAGCAGCUGCGCUUCCGUGGGGUUGUGCUGCUGCUGCUGCUGGCCUAUGUGCUGCUCACCUACAUCCUACUGCUCAACAUGCUCAUCGCCCUCAUGAGUGAGACUGUCAACAGUGUUGCCACUGACAGCUGGAGCAUCUGGAAACUGCAGAAAGCCAUCUCUGUCCUGGAGAUGGAGAAUGGCUACUGGUGGUGCAGGAGGAAGAAGCAGCGGGCAGGUGUGAAGCUGACAGUUGGCACCAGGCCAGAUGGUAGCCCAGAUGAACGUUGGUGCUUCAGGGUGGAGGAAGUGAACUGGGCUGCCUGGGAGCAGACGCUGCCUACGGUGUUUGAGGAACCUACAGGGCCCAACCCUGGCACCAUGAAGAACCUCACCCUGGGCUCCCAACCUGAGGACAGUGCCUUGGAAGAGGACCGUCUUCCCCUCCAUGUCCUGAAGUCCAGCUAAUGGCCUGGACAAAGCAGGAGCCUGGCAGGACAGACCCAGGGCAUUUUUCCAGCCCUACCUGAUGGUUCUGGGGCUCUAGAAUGGUGGCAAAUUAAUAAAUAUUUUCUCAUGGCUGACUCUUCUGAAAACAUUUGAGCAAAGUUUUGGGGCCCUUAGGCUGACUGACAUCUGCGUAACUGUGAGCACAAGCCUGUGCCCAGGGCUGGGCUGCUCUGCCCUCACCUGGCCCAGGGGACCCCAUCAGCGGAGUGCAGGGAGCUAGCCUAGGUGUUCAGCUCAAUAUUAUAGCAGGUGGGAGGUGGUGGACAUGGGCAAGUGCAGCCAACUCUCCUCUCUCUCCCAUAGCCUCUAGACCCCUUUAAAGCUACCUCCAACAGGUCUCUUCAAAGUCUUUGAGCAGUUCAGCUUAGUUUAGACUCUGGAUUAUUGCUUUCUGUGCCUACUGGGCUUCCUGCUCAGUUUACACCCCUGCAAGCCAUUCUCAGCAGAGCAGUCAGAGGGGAUGUUCUGACACAGAGAAACACGGUUCCUCUGUGCUCUGAAGGCUUGAGGGGGUCCCCAGUAUGCACAGGACCCACCAGAUGGCAUCCCCAGCCCUCUAUGGUUUUGCCCGAGCAUUUCCAGACACUACUUCUUCCAUACCUCUGCUACCUGCCCCACUCCAGCCCCCUGCCCCGCCAGCUCUUUCAAUAAAUUCUUCACAUAGGCCAAUGGACCUCAAGCCUGUCUGAUCCCUUGACUUGGCUCUCUGAAAUUCCCUCUCUCCAAUAAGACUACAAUUAUUCUAAGACCAGCUCAAGAAUUGUCUCACAAUAGGCUUUCCAAUUUACUUCAGUCAAAAUGAGUUGCUCCCUCUUGAGGUAAUGUGUUUAUAUAACGUGUAUGCACAAUUGCAUAUUUUUUUUUUAAGUGGGAAAGACAUGAGCAUGUUCAGAUGCUGAACGGAAGGCAGAGUUUUCCACUGCUGUUGAGAUAGAAGACAGGAUAGUAAGACAGGAAAAUUCCUUGGCCAGUGGACUAGGAUACUGAGACAGAUGGCUGAACAGAAUG
Molecule: messenger RNA, 3696 nt
Organism: Artibeus jamaicensis (Jamaican fruit-eating bat)
Lineage: Eukaryota; Metazoa; Chordata; Mammalia; Chiroptera; Phyllostomidae
Gene: TRPV2
Product: transient receptor potential cation channel subfamily V member 2
Exons: 15
Coding region: 370-2646 (758 amino acids)
Biological process (GO): calcium ion import across plasma membrane
Cellular component (GO): membrane
Molecular function (GO): protein binding; calcium channel activity
Source: RefSeq, a predicted model, not a curated record